AUGAAGUCGUUCGCUGCGCUCGCAUUGGGCCUGCAGGCCGUGGCGGCCAAGGUGUCCUACGAUGGGUACAAGGUCUUUCACAUUGAGACCAGCGACUUUGAGGCCACGCAGGCCAAACUGUCGGGCAUCGAGUACGUAUCUCUCGACUGCGAGAGUGAUCACAAGUCGCUCGAGGUGGCCGUCUCUCCCCAGGACCUGAAGGCCUUUGAGGCCCUCGGACUCGACGUGGAGGUCUCGAUUGAAGACAUGGGGGCGGAGAUAGCCAAGGAAGGCGAGAUGAAGCCAUACAAGGCCAGGAAGAAGGCCCGUGACGUUUGCACCGGCCUUCCCGAUAUGUCCUACUUCGAUUCGUACCACAUCUUCGAAGAGCACCUCGACUUUCUCGAGGACUUGCAGAGUGCCUUUGUGAGGAACUCUGAGCUAUUCGAUGCGGGCGAGUCGCUCGAGGGACGCCCGCUCAAGGGAAUCCACCUCUGGGGCCGUGAUGGCCCUGGCAUCAAGCCUGCCAUCAUCUGGCACGGCACCGUCCAUGCUCGUGAAUGGAUCACCGCUCCGUCCGUCGAGUACAUGGCCUAUCAGAUUAUCCGCGACUACCGCAUCAAGGAGCCUCUCAUCACCGAGACAUUGGACAACUAUGAUUUCUACAUCAUGCCUGUCGUCAACCCCGAUGGCUUCGUGCACACCCAUGAGGUUGAUAGGUUGUGGCGUAAGAACAGACAAGCUCGCGAGUCCAGCACUUGCAUUGGCACAGACGUCAACCGAAAUUGGCCCCAUCAAUGGGACGUGCCUGGCGGCUCUUCUCCGGACCCCUGUUCUCAGACGUACCGAGGCGAAGCGCCCGGGGACACGCCAGAGAUGGCUGUCCUGACGAACCACACGCUCAGCAUUGCCGAGGCCACGGGGAUCAAGUUCUAUGUGGAUUGGCACUCGUACAGCCAGCUGAUUCUCCUGCCAUACGGGUACAGCUGCGACGCUGUGGUGGAGGACUUGGAUUCGCAGAUGGAGCUCGCCCGUGGUGUUCAUGAUGCCAUCAAGAGCGUGAAUGGGCUGGACUUUGUGUAUGGCCCCACGUGCCAGACCAUCUACCAGACGUCGGGUGGCAGCAUGGACUACGUGUACGACGUUGCUGAUGCAGAGGUCUCAUGGGCUUUUGAACUGCGACCCCAGACACAGCGUGAGGGCGGCUUCGUGAUUCCCCCUGAGAACAUCAUUCCCAGUGGUGAGGAGGUCUGGGCGGGUAUGAGGAACCUCUUUGCGAAUUUCUGA
This is a messenger RNA of Emericellopsis atlantica, 1266 nucleotides long. RefSeq names its product carboxypeptidase A4. The record is from RefSeq and is a predicted model, not a curated record. Gene Ontology annotation, molecular function: zinc ion binding; metallocarboxypeptidase activity. The transcript is spliced from 4 exons. Lineage: Eukaryota; Fungi; Ascomycota; Sordariomycetes; Hypocreales; Bionectriaceae. Gene Ontology annotation, biological process: proteolysis. Bases 1 to 1266 code for a protein of 421 amino acids.